CCCACACGUCAUCUGCUGAGUGAAAAUGGUGGAAUUUGGAGAGAUUCUGAGAGCUAUCGGCGACUUUGGAUUCUUCCAGAAGCUCAUUCUUUCUGGGAUAACCUUACCAAACAUAUUACUGCCCAUUUUCUUUUCUAGUUUUCUUUUUAUUGAGUCAGAUCCAGAGCGACACUGUAACACAGACUGGAUCCUGCAGGCUGACUCUAACCUGACCACAGAGGAGCAGCUGAACCUGACUCUGCCCCGGGAGGAGGAUGGGACCUUCAGCAGGUGUCGGAUGUUUGUCCCUGUGGACCGGGACAUUGGUGCCAUCAGGGAGUACGGACUCAAUGAGACCACAGGGUGCCAGAAUGGAUGGGUUUAUUACAACACGCUGUACGAGGCCACCAUAGUCACUGAUUUUGAUCUCGUCUGUGACAAAUCUAACAUGGCUCACGUUGUGCAGACAGUCGUUAUGACUGGUUUACUUGCUGGUUCAUUCAUCUUUGGACCCUCAGCAGAAUCGCACGGCCGGAGGAGAGCAACCCAGAUUCCAGCCGUAAUUCUGCUGAUAUUCGUCAUAGUUGCGGGCGUGUCUCCAAAUUUGUACGUUUACAUAGUGUCACAGUUUAUAGUUGGAGCUGCACUCGGAGGAUACAGAAUUAACUCCACUGUAUUGGCUACGGAGUGGAUUGGGAUCACCAAGAGGUCCUUUGCCUCCUGUAUGAGCCAGAUGUUUGCAGCUGUCGGACAGUGUGUCAUGGCUGGUCUGAUCUAUGUCAUCCGUGACUGGAGAGUGGCGCAGUACGUCAUGGCAGGAGCACAGGCCUUUGUAUUGCUGUACAUAUGGUGGAUUCCUGAAUCUGCACGGUGGUUGCUUGGACAGGGCAGAACCGAAGAAGCGAAUAUGUUGAUACGUCGAGUUGCAGCGAUCAAUAAAAAGCAAAUCCCAGACAAUCUACUGGACGAGAUCACUGGGGACCGAGAAGUCAAAAGUGGAGGACUCAAAGCUGUUUUUGCCUCCGCAGUCCUGAUUAAAUAUUUAAUCAUCAUAUCUUUCGCUUGGUUUUCAUUUAAUCUAGGCUACUUCUGCCUCGUUCUGAAUGUGGGUAAGCUUGGUCUGAACAUCUUCCUGGUUCAGUUCCUGUUUGGGAUCUUUGAGAUGCCGGGACAUCUCCUCUGUAUCUGGGGCCUGGAGCUGAUAGGGAGAAAAAAAUCCCUGACGUUAACCCUCCUGGCAGGCAGUGUUAUUUGCCUCUUAACACUGGCGUUCCCUCGAGACAAUGCUGUUGUCAUCACGGCCCUCUCAACUGUUGGGAAGGUCUUUCUGAACUGGGCCGGUUCAGUGUGUAUGGUCUACAGUCAGGAGAUGUUUCCUACUUCUGUCAGACAAACAGCUGUGGGCUUGGCCUCUAUAGCCUACAGAGCAGGAGGUUUAGUGUCUCCGCUGCUCAACAUGUUGGAUGUGUACCACUGGUCCAUACCUGUCGUAAUCUACAGCAGCCUUUCACUAAUCAGUGGCGCGCUAAGCUUCCUACUUCCUGAGACCAGGAGAACAGAGCUUCCUGAUUCAACUGCUGAGGCCGAGGGCAACAGGUAUAUGACCACCAAGAAGACAGGAAGUGACUCCAACAUGGCCGAACACAACAUCAAAAAAUCCACCAGACUCUAAUUGGAAUACCAUACUUUUUACCUCCACCAAAGAGGUUACGCUUUUUGUUCGGUUUGUCUGUCAGCAGGGUUACAUGAAAACUACUGGCCUGAUUCUCAUGAAACCUGGAGGAAGGUUGAAGGACCGAAUCAAAGAGAGGAUACACAAAUUAAUUUUCUUUACAUUGCCAGAUAGGGUUUUUGGUCUUGCCGUAAUAAAUGCCAUGCAUCUUAAAAUCCAGAAGACAGUUGUGAAGUUUGAAGUAGUAAUAUGAUGUUCGGAUAGCAACCAUGAUUGUAUCAACGCUGUUUCCUCAAACUAAGGUGUGGCCGUAGUAACGAAAAUACAUACACGUCAUGCAACUGAUUAUAUUCUUACUCACAUCUUAAUUUGCAAUAAACUCCUCUAAAGAUG
Messenger RNA from Epinephelus moara (kelp grouper), 2044 nucleotides. Its product is annotated as solute carrier family 22 member 13-like. Gene Ontology annotation, cellular component: membrane. The coding region runs from base 26 to 1651 and encodes 541 amino acids. Gene Ontology annotation, molecular function: transmembrane transporter activity. The transcript is spliced from 10 exons. Lineage: Eukaryota; Metazoa; Chordata; Actinopteri; Perciformes; Serranidae. The record is from RefSeq and is a predicted model, not a curated record. Gene Ontology annotation, biological process: transmembrane transport.